Molecule: messenger RNA, 270 nt
Organism: Angiostrongylus costaricensis
Lineage: Eukaryota; Metazoa; Nematoda; Chromadorea; Rhabditida; Metastrongylidae
Source: the annotation of a GenBank genome assembly
AUGGUCGAUCGUAAGGCUGUGAUUAAGAAUGCCGAUAUGUCCGAGGACAUGCAACAAGAUGCUAUUGACUGCGCAACGCAGGCUCUUGAGAAGUACAAUAUUGAAAAAGAUAUUGCUGCGUACAUCAAGAAAGAAUUUGACAAGAAGUAUAAUCCCACAUGGCACUGUAUUGUUGGGAGGAACUUCGGAUCGUAUGUGACUCACGAAACGAAGCACUUCAUUUACUUCUAUUUGGGCCAGGUGGCUAUUCUUCUGUUCAAGUCUGGAUGA